UUCUUAAAAUUCAAAGAACUGUUUUACAAGAUAUAGUUGGUUGUACAGAGUUGUCUACCCUACGAGAUUUGGGACUUGUAUUUCUGAAGCCACUGACGAAUGCAGAGAUACAGACCGAACCAGACAAGUAUGCCAAUCUAGAAAUCCAGACUGAGCAUGGUAGUGCUUACAAGGCACAGGAGCUGGGAUAUGAAAAAGAAGAGAAAAACUGCCAGGAUGUUUCUACACAAACAGAUAUGGAGGAUUUGGUUUCUUCAGAAGUGGAGCAAUCUGUCAGCACUGCUUCAGUCAGCCAGGAUUGUGUGUCAAACGCAUCACCAGACAUUGAGCCUGUUAGUCCUCCCGUCAAAACAACAAGUCCUCCAGUCAAAACAACAGGACCUCGAGGUAAGCGUCUAAGGAAACUGACGAUUAAUCUCGUGUCAAACCAGAUAAAAACAGAAAAUAGUGAAUCUGACUAUGAUCCCCAAGAGUUUGGGGAAACAACUGAUGAUAAUUCAGACACCGACGGCAAUCAAGAUGUGAUGGUCAUCAAGCCAACACCGGUGAUGUCUCCGAAUGAUGUCAAAUCACCAACAUCUCUCCGACAGGAGGAGCUUACAUGUCCUCUUUGCCCGUCCAAAUUCCGGAGUCAGCAAGGAGCUGAGAAACACUUGAGGGUGAAACAUGACAUUGGAAAUGUGUACAUCUGUAAAAUUUGUCAGGACAUUUGUCCAUCCAACACAGCAAUGCAUGAGCACAUGACCACCAAACAUGGAGUAGAAGAUUUGCCUGUAGAAGAAAAACGUAGGAAAAGACGGAGAAAAAAUUUGCCACAGACUUUAAAAAAAGCAAAAGUUUCACCUAUUCAGAAGCCAAUGUCAAAACUGAAGUCAAAAAAUACUCGUAAAAAGAGACCUGUCAGUAGUGUUAACAAACCGGACCUGAUCAAGCAUAAGUGUUCUCAUUGUCCUAAACUGUUCAACACAGUAACUGCCAUGCAGCGCCACAUGCGGGCUAAUCAUCAGUUUUCUUCAGUGCAGAAAUGCAACCAGUGUUCAAAGACCUACCUUUCAACUCGAGCUCUGCGACGACAUGUGACCACCACACACCAGUUCUCUCGGCACCAGUGUGAGCUAUGUGGGAAGGAGUUCACCAGUAAGGAAUCCCUGUACCACCACAAGCGGGGUCUGCAUAGUGACAGUAAACCGUACAAGUGUGAACAGUGUGGGGCCUCCUUCAACUUCAAUCACAGCCUCAGACUACAUCAGUUAAAACACAGUGGAAAACGGCCCCACAAAUGUAAGCUAUGUGAUAAAAGUUAUCUCACUUCAAACCAUCUAAAAAUGCACGUGGAAGGAGUCCACGGAAACAAGAAGAAAUACUCAUGUAGUAUUUGUGGUAAAGCAUUUUCCUACACAACCAGCUUGCGUGUACACGAGAUGUCCCAUGGUAACAUUCGUCCAUACAAAUGUAAGACAUGUGGGCUUGGCUUUAUCAACAGCCACGCCCUAAAGUACCACACUGAGUCAAAACAUGCAGCGGAUACCUGGUUUAGUUGCGAUAUCUGUGGCAAAGAUUACAAAACAGAAUUUCUUAUGAAGACGCAUCGCCGUCGUCAUACAGCAGACGGAACCCGCUUUAUGUGCGACAUAUGUGGACACCUAUUUAUGUACAAAAGUACUUUAGAGAUCCAUGCAGCUGUUCACAGUGAGGAAAAGGCCUUCCAGUGUAGUACUUGUGGCAAGUCAUUCAAAACCUAUGCUACACUCUACUCUCACCAGUAUGUUCACAAGACAGAAAUGCCAUAUGAGUGCCCAGACUGUGGCAAGGCCUUCAAAACAAAGGAGAGGUGCAAGGCUCACCAGCGGCGCCACCUAGGACUGAAACCUUUCGACUGUGAUCAAUGUGGUAGGUGCUUCCCCGACAAAGGUGGACUCACCAAACACAAGAAAACUGUACAUUGUGUAGAGAAAAAACAUGUGUGUAGUUACUGUGGUAAAGCUUGCUCAAGGGCAGAUAACUUACGGGUGCACAUGAAAGUACACGAAAAAAACACAGCAAACCAGAGUAAAAAUAUCUCGGGUCUGGCAGGGUCUGGACCUGGACUUUCAACUCCAGUUGCGAGGAAGAGUCGAUCACUUGCCAAAAUAGAUAUAAAACUGACUACACCGUCUGUUGACCAUCAGAUGGACUCUGUUCCCGUGUAUAGAGUAGAAAGUGAACUUGACCGUAUAACAUCAGAACAUGGCUAUGAACGCCUUAUAGAGAACCUUAUAGACAGAACUAUGGAUAAACCAGGGGAUCCUAAACUUCCAUUCACACAGACUAGACCAAAUGUGGGUGGGUCUGCUCCUCCCCCUAUAUCUACCACCCCGGGGGGUGACAGUCUUGUGAGCAACAUUUCUCCUGUACCAAUAUCCCCGCCCCUGCCCCGUGUGUACACUGACCCAGCCCAGUCCUAUGAGUCAGAGGCUGGCUCCCAUAUUGUACCACUUCCCAUUGCUAUGACUCAGGAUGGUCCUGUUGGUCUCCAACAGGCUACACAGGGAAUUGGUACACCACUGCCACCAAAUACCACCACACUUCCACCCCCACCACCUGCGGCUCCUUAUAUGUACAUGUGGCCUUAUAUGCACCACCCCAACCAGAAUAGCAGCCAAUCCCAUGAGAGCAAUUUCUACUGAGUUUAUAUCAAUGUUAUUUAGUGAUCAAAGUAGGAUUGAAUGAGUUAUGUCACAGAAACUCCCGAUUAGUGGGAUUAAAUAUAACAUCACAAAAACAUGUAAGAUGACUCCCGAUUGGUGGGAUUAAAUGUGUGAUGUCACAGAAACAUUUUUAUCUACCAGGGGGUACACAUAUACAAUAAUACAAGUUUUAAAGAAACAAUUAGUUACAGUUAUACUUAUUCCUUCAUGUAGAGGUUAAAAACCUGUGCCUGUAUAAAAGAAAUAAUCACAGCACAUUGUAAUAUGAAAAUGAGUUCAUUGUCAUUAUAAAAAGCUUUAUUUUGAUUUUGAUACAAUAUGAUUUUAGUCAUUGAGAUUGCUCUGUCUGCUAUUCUGUGAUGCAAAUUAUGAAAAAAAUCUGGAGAUAUGCUGUACGUUUUUUUAGUUUUUUUGUUUUUGCUCUAGUGACAAAACUUUAGAGAGAAUAAUGGACAUAUGUAUACUCAUAAUAACUUUGUAUUGGUAUUAGGCAAAUUUGUUAAUUUUCAGGGUUUAUUGCAACAGCCAGUUGUUUAUACUUCAGAGGCUGAGUCUCCUUGUAGUAGCUGGUGGCUACUUCAGUAUCCAGAGCAAUGGGGGUUAAAGUAACAUUUAAAUGCUAAAAAAGUUUAGAUAUCAUUAUUUGAUUACUUAAGAUAAAACUACAUGUAGUUUGUCUUUCAUAUCUUUUUUAUUUUUGUGUGUGCAUUUUGAUUUUAAGUAGAUAUAAAGUAUUUACAGUGGCUCUAUUUUUUGUCAGUGUACAUCUAUUUGAGAACAUGUUACUUAAUUUGUGCCAUUCAAAAUAUUUUCGUUUUAAAACAGAAAUGAUCAGAAAUAUAAUGAUAACGUACAGACCUGUUUCCCUGAUUAAAUAGCAGUACAUUUUGAACUCUCCUGAUAUAGUAGGGAUUUGAAAUAUUAAUAGUUAAAAUACUUCCACUUAGUAAAAUGGGUUACACAGUAAUUACUUUGUCUUGUGUACACAAUAUCUCAUGAACCGCUGCAUAAAGAUCAUAUUCACAUCAUAGCAUCACACCAUCGAGGUCUACACCCAAUAAGAUUUUGGCGGUCAUCGGUCAAGGUUAAAGGUCAUAGGUCGCACUUGACCACUUUUAAAAUAAAUCAAAGU
Molecule: messenger RNA, 3819 nt
Organism: Pecten maximus
Lineage: Eukaryota; Metazoa; Mollusca; Bivalvia; Pectinida; Pectinidae
Product: zinc finger protein 2-like
Exons: 3
Coding region: 237-2666 (809 amino acids)
Biological process (GO): regulation of transcription by RNA polymerase II
Molecular function (GO): DNA-binding transcription factor activity; RNA polymerase II cis-regulatory region sequence-specific DNA binding
Source: RefSeq, a predicted model, not a curated record